Neurospora tetraspora is the source of this 1056-nucleotide messenger RNA. Its product is annotated as acyl-CoA N-acyltransferase. Gene Ontology annotation, molecular function: acyltransferase activity, transferring groups other than amino-acyl groups. The coding region runs from base 168 to 824 and encodes 218 amino acids. The transcript is spliced from 2 exons. The record is from RefSeq and is a predicted model, not a curated record. NCBI's taxonomy places the organism in Eukaryota, Fungi, Ascomycota, Sordariomycetes, Sordariales, Sordariaceae.
GGAAGCCGGAGCGGGCGGAAACCCGGAACGGAGAACGUUAGACAUCGACGUCCGGGUCCGCUACAUGUAUUUGAUAUCUUUCGCUCUUCUCACCACUCACCUCACUUCACCUAUUCGCCUCGCCAUUACCACACCAGACCCAAAUACAACACCGUCAAACCGCCAAAAUGACCAUCACCCUCCGCCCCGCCACCGAGGCCGACGCCCCCUCCCUCGCCCGCAUCGCCACCGCCGCCUUCGCCGACUCCCUCUCCCCCCUCAUCUUCCCCCGUUCCCAACUCGCCACGGCAACCGUCACCGAAGCCGAUCUGACCGCCGACGAGAUCACAUGGCGCACGUCCAUGUACAUCAAGCGGAUGCGCGAGGGGAAGCCAUGCGUGGUUGCCGUGCAAGUUGACGAUUCCACCGGUGAGGAGAAGGAAAUCCUGGGUUCUGCGCACUGGCAGAAGCCUGGGCCUGAGGGACCGGAGGUGCUGGGCGUGGAGGUUAGGCCGGCGACGUAUGAUAAGGACAUGUUUUUCAAGGUUGUGGAGAGGUUCACUGCAAAGGACAAGGAGGGUUUGGGACCGAAGGGUCAUGAAGAUUAUUGGUAUGCAAUCUUGAUCAGCGUCGAUCCCAAGCAGCACAGGAGGGGAAUUGGCAGGAAGUUGUUGAAUUGGGGUCUGGAGUUCGCGAGGGAGGAGGGAAGGGAUGCGUACUUGACGGCUACCGAGGCGGGCGUGCCGCUUUAUGAGGUUUGCGGGUUUGAGAGCAUGGAGACAUAUGAUUGCUAUGGCGUGCCCUUGACGAGUAUGGUUUGGAGGUUGGACAAGAACCAGCAGUGAGCGCCGGGGACUUGGGAUGGGGUUGCAAAGUUGGUUGAGGUUGGAUAGAAGGAAGGGGGUGACAACCUGAGCCCCUAAAAUGCACCACCCGUUCCCAGUUUUGGGGAUAGUCUUGCCUCUAGCGAGAAUCCUUCGGAGGCUCGUUGGUUCGUUGACACCUAGCUGGGCUGAUAUUUCAUCUGGAAUUCCAGCCAUGUUCGAUUCUGACAACGAAUGAAACGCUUUCUCUCCC